AUGAAAUUGUUAAAGCAAUUAAGAGCUCUCAACCAUUCUCAUGUUAGUGAGUUUAUUCUUAUGGGACUCUCUAAUGAACCAACAUUGGAACUUUUAAUGUUCAUAUUCUUUUUACUGAUAUACCUGGUUACCAUUUGUGGUAAUAUUGGAAUUAUCUUAACAAUCUCUAUAAUUUCUGACUUGCACAACCCAAUGUAUUUCUUCCUCAGUAACUUGUCCUUCUCUGACCUUUGUUAUUCUACCGUUGUCACUCCAAGAAUGUUACAUGAUAUUUUUUCUCAAAGAAAAUCUAUCUCUUUUAUCAGUUGUGCUGUUCAGUUGUACUUCUUUGCCACAUUUGCUACCAUAGAAGGCUAUAUAUUAUCUACCAUGGCAUAUGAUCGUUAUGUAGCAAUUUGUUACCCUCUACUGUAUCCUGUGAUAAUGAAUAGAAGAGUGUGUAUCCUUUUAGUAUGUGUAGUGUAUUUCAGUGGGUUACUCACUGCUGGAAUUCACACAUCUUCUACUUUAACUUUAUCUUUUUGUGGACCUAAUGUCAUUAAUCAUUUUUUCUGUGACAUUCCCCCACUGAUGGAACUCUCUUGCUCGGAUACAUAUACCAACAAAACCAUUAUAUUUUGUAUAGUUUGUUUACUAGGACUUUUUUCUGGAAUUGUUACUGUAGCCUCUUAUACUUAUAUUUUUGCUACAAUAAUGAAGAUUAAGUCAUCAACUGGGAAACGUAAAGCCUUUUCUACGUGCACCUCUCAUCUUUUAUGUGUUUCCUUAUUUUAUGGAACUGCUUUUUUCAUGUAUCUCCGUCCGGCUUCUAGUUAUUCUGCUAGCCAGGACAAGGUGGUUUCUGUAUUCUAUUCCAUGGUGAUACCAAUGAUCAACCCUAUUAUAUACAGCUUGCGAAACACAGAGGUGAAAAAAGCAGUAACACGUUACAUACAUACAUUAGUGCUACGAUUAAAUAUUUAA
Bombina bombina (fire-bellied toad) is the source of this 963-nucleotide messenger RNA. RefSeq names its product olfactory receptor 1019-like. The record is from RefSeq and is a predicted model, not a curated record. The transcript has 2 exons. The coding region runs from base 1 to 963 and encodes 320 amino acids. Gene Ontology annotation, molecular function: G protein-coupled receptor activity; olfactory receptor activity; odorant binding. Lineage: Eukaryota; Metazoa; Chordata; Amphibia; Anura; Bombinatoridae. Gene Ontology annotation, cellular component: membrane. Gene Ontology annotation, biological process: G protein-coupled receptor signaling pathway; sensory perception of smell.